GAGCUUGAGCGCCUCUCGUGUCUUUCGUGUACAGUAUGAUUCGCACGCGAGACUCGUACGGACCGUCGUUCGGCAGUCGUAAGUCUUGUUUCCGACGUGUUCCCUCCUCGUCGUCGCUCUGCCCCAACGAGUGCACUUUAGCCGAACUGUAUCAACUUCGAUCGGUUUUAAACACGGAAAUAGAAGAAGAAAAGUCGUCAUACAUAGUUUAUAUUAUUGAAUAUUACAACAAGAAUGAUAACUAACGAGACGAACGAAAAUCAUUAUAACUAUUUUAGUUAACAUUUAAGAAUUUUAAUUAAGUAGAUAAGUGAUCUUAGUUUCUGAACACUUACCAUAAACUAUGUAAAAUAGUUAAGAAAAAUUUGGUUAGAAAAACCCACCAUGAACUAAUCAAUCAAUCAAACGUACAUAUUAUAAAAGCAUAUAACGCACAACGGCCAUGUCACUGCAGAACAACCUGUAUGACGACGGCGGCGGCGGCGGAAGCAAGAGUGGUCAGCUGAACUUGACUGCGGAAAAUGCGUGGGACAAUGACUUCAUAAUGCCCAAACGGGAUCCUCUGUACAUAGUCGUGCCCAUGACCAUCAUGUACUCUGUGAUAUUCGUGACGGGCGUCAUAGGCAACUCGAUCACCUGCAUGGUGAUAGCCAAACACAAAUACAUGCACACGGCCACCAAUUACUAUUUGUUCAGUUUGGCCGUGUCCGAUCUCAUACUACUGGUGUCUGGGUUACCGCAGGAAAUGUGGUCCAUUUGGUCCAGAUAUCCAUAUGUAUUCGGCGAAAUAUUUUGUCAGCUCCGAGGUCUGUUUUCCGAAAUGUCUGCCAAUGCAACCGUACUUACCAUAACCGCGUUCACGGCGGAGCGGUACGUGGCUAUUUGCCACCCAUUCAUGGCGCAGAGCAUGUCAAAACUUUCAAGAGCAGUAAAACUUAUCAUCAUCAUAUGGCUGGUCGCUGUGUUGUUUGCUAUACCCCAGGCGUUGCAAUUCACCGUCACGUCGUGGAACGGUUCGUCGGAACUGAGGCAGUGCAAUAUCCGGAGCAUACCUCUGAUGGACACGGACAUCGAACUGUCAACCGUGUCGUUCACGCUGUCCACGCUGCUGUUUUUCUUGCUGCCAAUGACAGUGAUCACUGUACUUUACGCACUCAUCGGGCUCCGACUCCGGCGCUCCGACAAGUUGAAACGCACCAUCACGGUACGAUCGACCCACGGCGAGAAAAAAAUGUCGUCGCCCGAGUACAGGGCCAACUCGUCGCCGAAAGUCCUCAAAAUGCUCGUGGCCGUCGUGGUGGCGUUUUUCAUUUGCUGGGCCCCGUUCCACGCGCAAAGGCUUAUUGCCAUAUUCGGGUCCAGUCAUGCAUCGUCAGGUAACUUGGACGCGGAGGACAUACCGUUUCUCCAUCAGCUGUACGGCAUUUCCACGUACAUCUCCGGCGUGCUCUACUAUGUGUCCACCACCAUCAAUCCAAUACUGUACCAUAUUAUGUCACUGAAGUUCCGUGGAGCUUUCAAGGAAACGGUGUUACGGUGUUGUGGCGGCGACAGCGGCUGCAGUAGUGAUGACGGAUGGCCCGGAAGCGGUCAACGGCGUCCGUCACGGUGGGCGCGGAGGAGGCUGCGCAGCGACUCGUCCGAACCGGCGACCGACGACCGCCGACCAAAGUAUAGGCGCGUGUCCGGGCGGACGACAUCGUCCGUCGAGCUACCCGCCGACGACGACGACGGAGACGGCGACGAAGUCGUUUACAAUGGCGGUAGUCAUCACGUCCCCGGCGCCGGACUCGCCGACUGCUGGCGGCGAGCGCUGACGGGCUCGGCGGAGGGCGGAAAUGCCAAACGACACAACGGCAGCAGCUGCUACAGCGCCGGAAGUGUCAGCGGAGGUAAUGGCGGCGGCGGCGGUGACGACGACGAUGAAACCUCUACUACGUCCGCGUCGCUCGGUGGGGCCGGCGCCCGGGGACAGCGUCUGGUGAAAGUGCCGCCGGCGAUAGCGCUCAGCAACUGGACUGUUAUCAGCAACAGCAGCCUCAAGGACGUGGACAGCGACGACCUGCGCGACGAGCUCGUCGGUUACGCGGCAGACGCGUCGGUGGCGAUCGCCGGCGGCCAAAACAGCGUCGCCGGCGAGUAUUAUUGAGGGGCGAUGUAGGGUUCGUUCGCUCAUAGGUGCAACUAGGUGAGGGCAUGGUGUUGGGGGGCAUAAGUUGGCCCCCUCCCCAAAUGUGAUAGGUAUAACGGAUAGAAAGUCGCGAAAAAUGUUCUCUCCGAUGAGUCAUACAAUUGGCUGAGAACCGUGAGUACGCUGCAAGACUGUUUCUCAAAUUUAGCUAAUGGUUAGAUUUGUUGUACUAUGUAAUCAGUGUCGUGUACUCGUGUGUCAAUAUUAUACCAGCUUCAUUUUUUUUCAAAAUAUGAGAAACAAACUUUUUACUGUAAAUUACCUAUUAAGCUGAUUUUGUGCUUAUAAACCAAAAUAAUUUGUAAACUCUAAGUACCUAUAUAUUCAAAAAUUCCAACAUUCAGAAUUUAAAUAUUUUAAUAAGCACAUUAUUAAACGUAUAACUAGGGUUGUGCAUGUGCUUGGUGAAUCAUAUUGAAUAAAUAUUGAUGUACAUUUGUAUUUAUUAUAAGCCAUUUGCAAAUAUACCAAACCAAAAUAUGAGGGCUACGUGUCUACAGAUCCCCCAAAAAAUUUGAUCCUAGUUGCGCUUUUGGGUUCGCUCCCAAGCCAAAUAUUAUGUAAGCCGAUAAUGUAAACUAUUUAAUCAUAAGUUGCGUUUCAUGUGUGUGUGUGUGUGUGUGUGUGUGUGUGUAGUAAGUGGCGUUGACAAAUAUAGUACCUAUACCCAAGACAAAAUAGAUAAAGCAGGUAUCAACCUUAUAACUGCAGUUAUAAUACAUUUUUACCAGUAUGCACAUUGGCGCAAAUAGGCGGUCAAGUCCCCCCAGUUCAAAAUCUAGUAAUUAGUACUAAUUUUUAUAUUCUGUUGUACUAAGCAAUAUGGCCUAUGGGGAGGGGGCUUGAGUCCCCCCAAAAAAUUUAGUCAAUUUGCGCUUAUGAGUAUGCAUAUCUCCUUCACCACCGGUCAAUGUCGUAGUUCUCCACUUCUGAUUGGUUGAUUUUUAUUGUACUUUCCACAUGUAUGUAUUUGAUUGACAGGCGACAGCCAAUAAGAAGUGGAUAACUACGAUAUAGGUAAAGUAAAGAGCGGAGGUACGUAUCAAAAAACUGUGAUGGUACCUAUCUAUUUUGUCAUGACUUUAAUACCUAUCCGAGUGUGUGCCUGUAUUUGGUAUUCUGGUAAGGUUUUUUUCCCAAUAUCUGUUAUUGUUUUACCCAUUAUUGUGAUUAUACAAAUAUAAUAAAUUAUUACCAUACAA
Messenger RNA from Metopolophium dirhodum (rose-grain aphid), 3393 nucleotides. RefSeq names its product pyrokinin-1 receptor-like. The transcript is spliced from 7 exons. Gene Ontology annotation, molecular function: neuromedin U receptor activity. Gene Ontology annotation, cellular component: plasma membrane. Gene Ontology annotation, biological process: neuropeptide signaling pathway. The coding region runs from base 443 to 2149 and encodes 568 amino acids. The record is from RefSeq and is a predicted model, not a curated record. Lineage: Eukaryota; Metazoa; Arthropoda; Insecta; Hemiptera; Aphididae.